Messenger RNA from Penicillium oxalicum, 141 nucleotides. RefSeq lists its product as uncharacterized. Lineage: Eukaryota; Fungi; Ascomycota; Eurotiomycetes; Eurotiales; Aspergillaceae. The record is from RefSeq and is a predicted model, not a curated record. Bases 1 to 141 code for a protein of 46 amino acids. The transcript has a single exon.
AUGUCAAUUAUGGCGAGUGGACGCCGGCCGAGAAAGGGUGCUCUGCGCAUCAACCCCCCUGUUCCAGCAUCGGGAUCUGUGGUACGGCUGGUGCAUCAUGCGGUAGUAACGACAAACCCAAUCGACGAUCAGGUCAAUUGA